This is a messenger RNA of Nilaparvata lugens (brown planthopper), 8843 nucleotides long. Its product is annotated as uridine phosphorylase 1. NCBI's taxonomy places the organism in Eukaryota, Metazoa, Arthropoda, Insecta, Hemiptera, Delphacidae. Gene Ontology annotation, cellular component: cytosol; cytoplasm. The transcript is spliced from 7 exons. The record is from RefSeq and is a predicted model, not a curated record. Gene Ontology annotation, biological process: nucleotide catabolic process; uridine catabolic process. Gene Ontology annotation, molecular function: uridine phosphorylase activity. Bases 299 to 1339 code for a protein of 346 amino acids.
CCAACCAGUUCAGUUCUCGUCUGCAAGCCGUCUAGUAAGCACGUAGUGGUAGGGAACUCGCAGUGUACAUUGAUCCAAACAAUCUAGCUAUAAAUUCCAUUGAAAUUGUCCAAACAUUUCAAAAUUGUGAUACUGUAAGAGUUUGUUUGUACGUUACCAGCUCAUAAAAUUAAUAUUUUAGCGGUUGAAUAGUGUUUUAAGGUCCCAAAAGGUGUAAAAUUUCGGAAAAGUGUGAAAUUUUUGAUAGGAAGGGGUAGUUUUUGUUUGUUGAAAUUCGUAAUCAGCUCCAAAAAAAAAAAUGUCGAAGUAUAAUUCAUCGUCCAACGGUCAGCAGGAUGAAACUGACUAUUUCCCAGAAGGCUUUGUGCAGCUUCAAAACCCGCAUAUAGAACUAAUGGACCAAGACAUUCUCUACCAUUUGGCACUUGGAAGCGAGUCGCAUGAUCUCAUUGAGAUGUUCGGUGAUAUCAAGUUUGUGUGCAUGGGUGGUACGCCGAAACGUGUGGAGCAGUUCGCGAACUAUAUAAUGGAAGAGAUCGGUCAUAAACUGCCCACGGGUACAACCCUCCAAGACAUCAGCAAGUUCUCCUAUCGCUACUCCAUGUACAAAGUUGGACCUGUCCUCUCCAUCAGUCACGGUAUGGGCAUCCCAUCAGUCGGCAUCCUACUGAACGAGGUUGUGAAACUGAUGCAUCACGCCAGGGUGCAAGACCCCAUCUUCUUCAGGAUCGGAACCAGUGGGGGUAUCGGAGUGGAGGGGGGAACAGUUAUCCUCUCCGAGGAGGCCGUCAACGAGGAUUUGGAGCCUUGCUAUGAGCUGUCAGUAUUGGGUAAGAAAGUGAGGAGGCCUGCCAAACUUGAUAAGAAACUGCUAAGAGAGCUGAAAUCGUUACACCAUAAAGAGGAUCCAUACGAAACGGUGACUGGAAAAACUAUGUGCACCCUAGACUUCUAUGAAGGCCAGGGAAGAUUGGAUGGCGCUUUCUGCCACUUCACCGAGACCGAGAAGAUGGAGUACCUGCAGAAGUUGAAGCAGGAGGGCAUUGUCAACAUUGAGAUGGAGUCGCUUGCGUUUGCGGCCAUGACGCAUGCGGCCGGCAUACGAUCCGCGAUCGUCUGCGUUUCCAUCGUCGACCGGCUCAAGGGCGAUCAGAUCCACACUCCGAAAGAAGUCCUGGACGAAUGGCAAAUGCGACCACAACAGCUGGUUGCCAGAUACAUAAAGCGCUAUCUACAGAUGAAGGGACGCAUCUCCUUUGACAAAACUUGCGGGUCAGUCAGUGUCAAGAGUCCGCGCCGGUUCAAACUGGUUCAACAGGAGUCAGAAAGCUAUGAUUAGAGCCACAAUAAUCGUGACUCUACAGUCAGGAAGCUUCUGCUCGAAUCAAGGUCACUGUGACUCUUUGUGACUCGAGUCAUGGAAAUUAUGAAUCUUGAGUCAGAAAGCUGUGAAUUGAGUUAAAUAGUGAUUGUGACUCUUGAGUCAAAAAACUGACUCGUGUUACAUUGAUUGUGACUCGAGUCAGACUCUGUGACUCAAGUCACGGUUAAUAUGAUUCUUGAGUCACAGAUUUGUGACUCCUAUCCUGGAGAUUGUGAAUAGAGUCAUAAAUCUGUGACUCGAGUCAGAAAUUUGUCAUUCUUGAGUCAGAAGUCUGUGACUCAAGUCAAUGUUACUGACUCUCAAAUCUCAGAGCUGAGACUGGAGUCAAGAAACUAUGAUUUGAGUGAUAGUCUGUAAGUAUGAAAGCUAUGAUUGUUUGACCUUGACUUCAGUCAAAAUGCUAUGAAUUGAGUCACAAUGAUCAUGAUUCCCGAGUCAGACAACUUUGACUAUAGUAGAGCUACUGUGACUCCUGAGUAAAUAUGUUAAAAACGCACUGUUUUUAUACAAGCGAUUAUUAUCAGCAUACAAGGUUUAAAUGAAGUUUGGUUCAGUUGAUCUGGUGAGAUAAAUUAUACAAAUUACAGUUUGAAUAAUUUCUGGUACACAAAUUUUCAUAUAAAAUUGCAUUUUUGUCAAAGAACUGGGAAAUCUUCAUAUUAAUACAGACAUGAAAAUUUGAAAAUAUUAAAUUUUUAUACAAAAAUCAAUCAACUUGAAAUAUACUAGAAGUUCUAAAGUGAACAACUACUUAACCUAUGUACCUUAUGAACAACUAUUUCGGACUAUGUGUAACCUUAUCUCAAAUUGAGAGAGGAAUAGCACAAGUUCACCUUAUUUUUUCUCUCUCUAUUAUUUUUGAUAAUUUACUUGUUGCAUGAAUCAAUAAAGAAUACUGUAUCGCCUAAAACUACUCUAUUUGGUACCGGUAGUGAAACUAAUUAUGCAAAUUCAGUUAUAGGAGACGAUUACAAAUUUAUUAAUCUCAAGCAGUGUUAAAAAUUCAAAAUUCUUAUUGAAUGAAUUAUUUCUGAAAAAUUGCAAAAAUAACAUUAUGUAAGGUUUGAAAAUCUGUCAAAAACUAAUAAAAUUGUAGUACAAAUUGGUUUAAUCAGAAAAUUUAUCAAUUGGAAACUCUAAAAACGUUCUCAUUUUUGUCAAUAGGUGAACUGAACCUGAUCUCUGAUUUAAACCUUGUAUCAACCACAUAUGAUUAUCAAUAUACAAUGCAAACGAAUAAAAUAUUGGUACUACUGUAUAAUAUUGUGUAGUGGGGUUGGCAAUACUGGAACAUAGAUACACUCCAUCAAUUUCACAUUUCAACAUAUUUUCAUAAACACUCCUCUUCAUGAUCACAUUUCACAAAAAUCUAAAAAAAUAUAUAUUUCAAAUAGAUUUUAAGGUAAACACAAUAAUCAAUUUUAAUUUUAAGAUGGUGAAAUAAUUAUUGACGUGGGGAAAUUUAUAUCAAUCAAAUAUCAAAACAACUACAGUUGAACUCAUAUUUUCGAUUUAAAAAUUAGAUGUAGCCUACUUAAACUCUGGAAAAUAUUCCUUCAACAAUACCAACGCCAACCUCUCAAAUAUAAUCUAUAAUGAAAACUUCCAAAAUUCUAAGACAAUACAGUAUCAUAUACCUUAUAACUGCUACCCUAUUUGAUCAUUCUUUAAACCAAUUUGAGGGUGAAAAAGUAUCUUUUCUGAAAUGGUUAUAGUCUCGGUAAAAGGUGAAUGGUAUAGUGAACCAAUUUGAGAGUAAAAAAGUCUAUUUUUGUGAUGGUUAUAGUCUAAACCGCUGAUAAUCACAAUGUGAUAAAAAUAAAACCAGAAGUAUGAGAGAUCUACACUGUGAUAGACUAUUUAUCACAUAAGCGUUCUGAGGCUGAGUAUUGUAAUCAAGUUACCCUAUUUUUAUUUUGAAAUCCAGGUUAUAAGUUGACGUCUUUCAUUUAUUUUAUUCCAAAAUCCAGGUUAUAAGUUGACGUCUUUCAUUUAUCUUAGGUCAUAUUAUUUUGGUUGUGGCAAUUAUUUCAAGUCCUGACGGUGGAGGAAUUAAUUUUAUAUCUAUUUAUUAUUUAAUUUUAACUUAUUAAAUUUAUGUGUUGAAUGUCUUGACAUACUAAAAUAUAUGUUACAGGGCCUUUUCUUGCGGAGGCUUUUGUUCCAUUGGAAUUGAGAAUGGAAUGUGCAAAGAAAUAUGUCAGAAGGCUGGCUAAAAUCACUCCAAAGAUAAACAAAAAAUACCAAGAUCACAAUAGAUCCGAGAGUUAGACUGAACAGUGCAACAUAUACCUGCUAUACAGUAUUCGUUAUGGAGUUCUCCUUCAAAUGGUAUACAAUACCAAGAAAUCCUUACCAAUUCAUUGAAUGUUGAUUCAUAAAUAGAAUUUGAGAAUAAAAUAUGGGAGAAAAAUGCUCAAAGACGUAUCAACUCGAAACAGAAUUUUUUAUUCUAUCACAGAGCUAUGAUUCAUGAGCAGUAUAAAUGGUAUUGUAUUCGAAAUAAUACUAAAAUGUGUAAUAUGAAAUAUAUUCAUGGGUGAAGAAUGCUCAUAGACGUAUAUCAACUCGAAACAGAAUUUUUUAUUCUAUCACAGAGCUAUGAUUCAUGAACUUAAUAAAUUAUAUUGUAUUCAUAAUAAAAUACUGAAAUGUGUAAUGUGAAAUAUAUUCAUGUGAGAAAAAUGCUCAAAGACGUAUUAAUCUCAAAACAGAAUUUAUUAUUCUAUCACAGAACUAAUUCAUGAGCAAUAUAAAUAAUAUUAUUUAUAAUAACAUGCUCAAAUUUAUAAUGUAAAAUAUUCCCAAACAGCAUAACAAACCUUUACGUAGCUAUCAGCUACAAAAUUUGAUUUGAAAAUUAUUGAUGAUAAGGAAGGGUAGGCAGGGGUGCCCAUCCCCCCAAUGGUCCAUGUCGCAAAAUUCCCCCCCAAAAUUCUCAAAAUUUGGUAUCCAUUUAGGUACUUAAAAACUGUGUAUUGAAAAAUCACCCUCAUUUUCCCUAGUUCUUUUCCAAAAGUCCCCCCCAAAAUUCAGCCUCAUGUCGCAACUUGCGACAUCAAAACAUGCUGUGGGCAAGCCUGAGGGUAGGACAUCUUUAUUUCCUAUUGAAUAAUAGCCUACCAUUUUCAAUAUUAAAAUAAUAUGGAUUUGAAUCAUAUUUGAUAUGACACUUCUUAAAAAAUUUAUAAACUGACGGGAGUGGGCGAUUUGUAUUGGGAAUCGUGAGAUUUAUUUUCAAAAAAUGGGUUUAGCUUUAAAAUAUUGGCAUUCCAUUGAAUCAUCAUUCAUAACCAUCAUAAUUUUCCAUACCAUACCUUCCAUUAUAUUAUCCUAUCAUGUUCUCCAUUUCAGUUCCUUAUCAUACUUCCAUUAAGCAUUAUCUAAAACACUUGGUAGAAUCUACUUAUUAACUUACUACUUAGGUGAUAUUAUUAUUUGUCACAACUAAUUGAUGAUGAAUCUCAAUUUUUAAUUAACUACUAUCGCUGUAGUUGAAUAAUCAACAAUAGGUUAAUUAUUCUGAAAAGUAGCUUUUCAUUUACUAGUUUAUUUUGUUUCAAUAAAAUGAUUAUUUUUGUAAUUCUAUUUGAUUUUUACCCUCCACUUUCCUUUCCUCACAUCUACUCUUCCAGAGUUUUUCCAUAGGCUUUUCCCUAAAGUUUUUCUUCAUAUGAGAAAUGGCAAUAUGAGAAUGAAUUGUGUGUUCUUAUCUACAGAAAUAUACUCGUUAUAAAAACAAUUGAAAGGAGGCAACAGGUUUGCUCAGAUGAAUAUUGAGAGAAGAAAGAUCUGACAGAAUGAAAAGUUACUGGGAAGAGAGGAAGAGAAUUGAAGCGAAUAAACAAAGGAAGAGGACUAACCAGAGACUACAAUGAUCCUCUCUGGUCAUAAAAUCAAUUUAAAAAAAUAUCUACUCGUUAUAAAUUGAUCUAAUAUCAUUUUUCGUCCAAAAACUCAACAUUUUCACAAUCCAAAAACUUGAUAAAAUAAUUGAUAUGAGUUAUUUUGUGGUACUGAUUCACGUGACACAAUAAACUUGAAUAACUGAGUAAGAAAAAAAUCAUUCUAAUGAUUCAUUCAUUUAAAAUUUCGAAAAUAUUAUUUUUCUUCGCGAAAGUCUAUCAAGUUCCAGUAUUGCUGAUUCCUGUUUAUAUCAUUAAAUUAUGAAUAAUAUCGAUAAUGAAUGUAAUUAAAAUAUUAUUAUGUUAGCUUUUAUUCACAAAAUUGCAGACUUUUAUACUGGAAUUAUUGUGCUGGUGGACAUUUAUUACCAACUUAUCGAAUUUAUUUAUUGUAUAAUAUAUCAAAAUGUGCGGAUUAUGCCGAUUACAAAUACUAACUAUCACAUACUCAAUAAUAUUAAUCAACACUAUUCUAACGAACGAAAUAAAUUAUCAUGCGAUCACGCAUGCUUAAAUAUUUUUUUAAAUCAACAUAAUGUAGACGAUUAGAAUUUAUACGGUACCAACUCAAAGCUGAAAAGUAAAAAUUAUUGCUGAAAAAUUUAAAAUAUUGAUGUUGAUGAUAAAAUUGUUGAUGCUUGUGCUGAAUAUUAUUAUAUUGAUUUUUAAUUGAUGUUGAUACGUAGGCUAUAUAGAGAAAUGUUGAGUGUUAUAUUUUAUGAACUAGGAUGUAUAGUUAUUCAAAUUCGGGUAGAUUCUAUGAACUCAAUAAUAGAUGCCUCAAUGUAAAAUGUAUCAAAUAUGAGAAAAUUCACUUGGAAAUUGUACUUGAUUGGUUUAUUGAGUGUGAAAACGUACAGUUUCUGUGUAGAUCUUCAUGAACCUCUGUAAUCUGAAAUCUUCGUACUUGACUAUUCAUUGUUUAACUCAUGCUACAAAAAAAAACUAACGAUUAACUCAUAAAUUUAUCAUGAGUAACAUUAUUUUAGAGAAAAUAUUGUGCAUUUUCUAUUGAGAUUAAUUGUCCUUUCUUCAUUUAUCCAACCUCUAAAGGAAAGUGUAAUUAUUUUCCAAAAUUUAAUUUUUUGAAACAUUCACGUACAACAGAAAUAGCUGAGUUUCAAUAGUGUAUGAAACCUGUUUGAUUCAUGGCUAAAAUUUCUCCUCUGGGUAAAAGUCUAAGGUUUUUUACAAGAGACCAUUUACAUUUUAAAAUGAAAAAAGCAUUUCAAAUUAUAAUUUUGAUUGGUGAAUGGAGUUUCAAAUGAGAAUGAAUGAGCCCAUGAAACACUUAUUUAUAAAUUUUCAAGAGAUUCUGAUUCUAUUGAUGAAGAUCUACCGGUAGGCUAUAGUCCAACAACGUAGUUCAACGUGAAUUAAAUUGAGACUCGAAAUCUUUCAUGAUGCAUAUUUGCAAGGAAUAAUAUCUACAAAUAUUAUAUUAUAAAUAUCGUUAUACGCAAUUUCUUAUGAUAUUAUUAGCGCGUGCUUUAGAUUAAGUUGUGUCUUGAAUUAUUGUAAUAUAUUAUAUCUAUAUAUCGGCCUAUAAUAUUCCAGAAAACGUAGUGUAUAUAGUCACUGUGGCAUUCUAUAUGCAGGUGGAAUUACUUCCUGGUUUUGAUCAGAGCUUUAGAUGGAAAUUAUUUGAUGUUAAAUUUUAUUAACUGUGGUUAUACGAGGAUUAUACCUGAUAUACUUAUUAGAAGAGUAGUAUAAUAAUGGGAAUAGCUUCCUUAUUUGCAAGAGGCUACUGUACCCAAAAAAAAAACUUGAAUGAAGUGUCUAUUUCGAAUUCUGAUUAGGAAAAUUGGAAAAAUAAUAGAAUGAGUUUUCAAAAAUUCAAAUUGAGUGAUUCAAAAAAGUUGUAUUUAUUGUCAAUCUACCACCUUUUUCAAAAUAUUGUGGUAGCUUACUUAUCUAAUCCAAUGAUAAUGGUCUUGUUGGUUAUUGAUAAUAAUAAUUGUAGAAAAAUAUCUUUGUUGAUAUUGAGAUCAACUUGAUUUCAUCAAAUAUUGUAAAAAUGACUUGUUGAUUAAUAGUCUAGCUAUUUGGAAGUGUCACAACUUCUCAAAGAUUAUGAGAUUGUUAAGAUUAUCUGCUAGGAAAAAUUUAAUGAAUUUAUUCAGCUAACGUUCCUUGAGUAUUGUGAAGCUAGUCGUGAUUGAUAAAAUUGAAAUUAUUGUUGAAAUGUAUUAAAAUUUGUGAUGGAAUAUCAGUGUAGCAACGUUAAAUAUUGGAGUUAUGGAAUGAAUAACACUAUUCUCGAAUCUAUGUAAUUUUUAAAUUGGAGCAGCUUAAGAAAAUCUGUUUUCUUUAGCUAUAUAUUUCAAUACAAAAGUUACAUUUAUUUGAGUAUACUUUAAUGGCUGUAAGAGUGUCUAGUCUUGUUAACGGAAGGUUAGUGAAACAUAUUUAUGGGAAUGACUUGAAAAAUGAAGUUUGGGUAGAUGAAAGUAUAGAGUUUUUAUGAUAGUCCACUAUAAGUUUAUUAGUACCCUAUGACAAGAUGGAUUCUGGAAAUUCAACAAGGAUUAUCCAUUUAUAACGGACUCAUUAAAAAUGUCAAAAUACUUCUAAAAACAAUAAAGUGUCUUGAAAAGAAUGUACUUCUUAUCUCAUAUUAUAAAUCCACAGUACCAAGCUACAUCAAAAAUGAAUCAGAAAUGUUUUUAGAUUGGAAAAUUGCAAGCUCUAAAUGGUGGAGUAUCAAAAUUUGUUUCACUUGAAUAGUGGCUGUGAAAUAUAUAAAAAAUAAAAAUGUUAUAUUAUUAAAAAUUACUAGUGAGUGUAGACUUUUAUCAUGUCGCUUGUCAUGAAUACUUUAUUAGAACAUGCACUGGUAGAUAUGAAUCUCAAUUAUUGUUAAUAGAAACUUAUCUAUUCUAACUAUAUUAUUAUAUUCAUGUAUAUGUAAUUAUAUUUCACUGCUAAAUAGGGGAUUUGGCUUUUGUUGUUGUACUUGAACGAAUAUAUUUGUGUCAUCUAUGAUAAGGUUUGACAAAAGAUGAGGAAACCAAAAUUUUGAAUUUUGGAUUUUUUGAAUAUGUCAUCGAUUAUCAUAGGAAGACACUGCAAAGAUCAAUCUUAUAAUGAUACUAGACUUUUUUAUGAGUAUUCUAUUCUAUCGUUAUCUAGUACAUGUGGAUAAUUUUAAACUUCAGUAGUUAUAGAAUGAUUGCAACCAAUCUUUGAAAAUUCACCCAAAAUGAUUGCAAGCAUUUAUCAACUUACAAAUAUUUAGUUUCUGAUAAUUUUAUGAAUGGAAAGUGAUUAUAAUAAACCAAUAUGCACAUAAACUGUAGCAGAUAACCACUAACUUCAUAAUAGGAAGUUGUUCCAAUUUUUGAAAAAAAGUUCAAACAACGAAGAACAUAUCCGAAAAUUUAUUGAAAACAGAAGUCUGUUUUGGAAUCACAAUGCAUUGUACAGUAUUUAAUAACAUUGAUAUACGUUACAAGAAGUGUUUAUGACUAAUAUUAUUUAUUGACUAAUUAUUAUUAUUCUUAGUAUUUAAUAAAUGUUGAGCUUUGUAAUAAAUUUGCUGUUAAAAUAUA